CGCCAUUUUGGAAUAAGAAUAGGAAUAUUGUACAGGAGUGCCGUGGGCUGAGGGCAGAGUAUAUAUAAAAGCUCCCUUUUUCAGGCGACGAAAAGGCGCUUUACCGUUUCCCAAGUAGAAACAUGUCGUCAGAGAAUCAAGAGUCCGAGGCGCCAUUGGAGUCCGGAGAGGAGAAACAGCAGGACUCCCAGGAGAAGGACGCCAACCCAGUGAAAUCAGAGGAGGCCAAGCUCAAGGCCAAGUACCCCAACCUGGGGCAAAAGCCAGGAGGGUCAGACUUCCUGAUGAAGAGACUACAGAAAGGGCAAAAGUACUUUGACUCAGGCGACUACAACAUGGCCAAGGCCAAGAUGAAGAGCAAGCAGUUGCCGGUGGCCGGUCAGGAGAAAGGGCUGGUGACCGGGGACCACAUCCCCACGCCGCAGGACCUGCCUCAGAGGAAAUCCUCUCUAGUCACCAGCAAGCUGGCUGGAUAAGAGCAGAGUCACCCACCUGCCACCCCCCAAACCCCUAUCCCUGUACCCCCACCACUCCAAUUGAGUACGCCCCCCCAAUACUAACCCCAAUGCCUCCCUUCCUCCUUCCACGCCCAAAUCCACCUCCCCACCGGGUUCCUUAUGAGUGUCUUGAAGCAGGGUGCAGGUCCCACACACUCAGCCCAUUACGGAAGAUGAUGGAUAGAUCGACCCCCCACCCCCCUCAGUGUCUCCUUCCUCAGAUAGUAACGUUAACUCUUCUCUCAUCACUGCUGAUUGUGUCUUCUUGCCAUUUUCGUCCCUUUAGUUAAACCCUCCCUAUGACCAUACUGCCUCCACCACCACCACCACCACCACCACCACAACUCAUCCCUUCCCUGGUCCGCCACAUACCUUAUAGCAUCAGAUUGUCUUUUAAAGCUGUAGUGAGAUAUAGAGGUGCACAGGUACUCCUUAUCAAAGGCCAAUGCGUUCUUUAUUCAAAUAAACUUAGGUAGAAUUCAAAAUCCAGGAAACACUUUAAAAGUAUUUUAAAGAUAAGACUUGUACCGUACAAUAAUACUUUAUCCAGAAUAGAAGAGGCAGUGACGCAAAAGUUAUGUGUUUUUGUUUCAGAAAAGGGAUUUUUUUUUUUGUUUCUUCCUAAAUGGCUUGAUGUGUCCUCCCAAAUCUUUUUUUUGCACACAGUUGGCCAUUUUGGCCAGGCCUAUACAGUUAUCGCUUAGAAGAUUCCUGUUUUGGCUUAAACAAGGGCCUUAACUUGUUCGUUUAACCACGUUUAUUAUCUUCUUAAUAUGAGCUCACCAACUCUUUUUGAAUACAAACUCAAUCUGACUGGGAUGUGCAUUGCUUCCAGUCAUGUACCUAUGGCCGAGACCAGUGCACCUCUAGUGAUACUUUCACAACCAAAUGUAACCAAUGUUUUCCUGGAUACUGGCUCUGUUGCAACACAUGUUUGUUGUUGGUGUGCCGUGCAAUAUGAGCUAGCAUCCUGUCCCAAGAAUUUAAGGAACCAAAGAUACAGGGACGACUAGACAAUGGAGAAAAACAAUGUUAGCAGGCCAACUCAAGGACUGACGGUUCCUCAAGGCCUGUCCUUCAAACCAAUCGGGAUCACCCUUAUGCAAUCAGAAUGUGCCCAACUUUGUGUCUAGUUGUUGGGCAUGUUUUGCUGGUGCUUGCCUAUCACGCCAGCCAUGUUCAUAUGUGCCCUAAGUGGUUGCUGUUUUGGCUGUAUGACCCAGAUUUACAUGUCAUCUGGCCCCACCAGUUUUUACGACUGCGUCUUUCUGAAUCUUCAUUAAGAAGCAAGGACUGAGUUACCAGUCAUAUAUAUAUAUAUAAUUGUGCAAAAAAUUGUGCAUUCAACAUGCAUCAUAUAUAUAUAUUGAAUGCACAUUUUUUUGUCUAAAACUUGAUGUGGAUAAAAAAUGAUUAUGAAUUGGUAGAACAUCUGGGACAAAGACGAAUCAUAACUAUAUGAUAUUUAUACAAAUAUUCAUGGACAAAUCAUAAAUUCCAAAACAAGCCUGUCACUAAAUCUGUAAUCAGUCAGAUAUGUGAGGCAGUAUCACUCAUAUUAAAAUACCUUAGAAAUAAAUACCUACUUGAUAAGACGCAUUCCUGUGGGUGUGGAAAGAACUGGUGAUCCCAGGGUGAGGAAUGGCAGAAAUGAGAGCAGUUUCCCCACGUCAUCGUUGCUGCAGAUGCAGCCAGAGCUUCGGUGUCCCUCAUCCCCCAUCCCCUCCUGCCCCCCCCCCCCCGCCGGGCCGCACACCGGGAACAAAAAAAGAAAGGGAUGAGGGGAAGAAAAGGAAGACCCCUAACAAGACUGUAUCUGUGCUGUACCAUACUGGGCUGGGACAGGCAGCGUUCUUUAUGAUCACUGCUUCUACUGUUGUCAUGACUACUACGCUUUCUGUUGCUGCUCUGAACGAGAUGGGUGGGGGGGGGGGGGGGGGGUCACGCAGUCGCUGCCAGGAGAGUGAUGCGUUUGUGUGAGUUCAAGACGUGACCACAGCCGCUGGGAGAGCACAGUGAAUGACCCGAGUCUUAAGUUAGAGAAGGAGCUGUUUACUCCCGUUUUGAGUUGUUAUUAUACAGUGGGAGUGAUCGGAGCACAGAGUGCAACAUCACGUCUGUCGCUAAUGCUGAGUGAACAGUGGCGGGUAAUUCUGAUAUUGUGGGUGAAUUGAAGAGCUGAUGAGGAUGAUGAUGAUGAUGAGGAUGUCAUGACUGUGGUAAGUAACAGCAGGUGCUGUUACCAUGGUCACAAGCAUUUGGUGGGAUGGAAACUGCUGAUAGUAAUGUGACGGAAGUUGAUUCAAUAGCAGACACACAGGAACAUCUCAGGUGUUUAAGGCAGCAUGGACAGCUUUGAAUCACUUUAAAUAAUGGAUGUCAGUAUAUCCUUGAUUACCUGAGACAGGAAUUACCCCUAAUGCUUAAAUGAAUCCCUGCUUUUCGAAAAUGAAUUGAAGGUUCUAAAUUGCUAGUGUUAAAUAUAUUCAAUAAGUCUCCUGAAACAAGUCAUCAGCUUGACUUUCCAUGCCUGUCUUUGAAAAUAGCCUAAAUGCCUUCCCCAGCACAUUUCCACUUUAUUAUAUUGACAAGAUUAUGAAAAAGGUGAAUAUUACCUCAUGUUUUCAAACCUACAGUCUAAAGGGAGAAUGAGAUAUUGCAGCCCUUUCUUUCACAGCCAAUCAUUUACUAGGCUGCCAUCUAUCUCAGCCAAUUAUAAUAUUGGCUUUUCAUCAACCAAUCAUCAGCUGGCCUGCUUGUUUCAUAUACAAUCAUCAGCUGCGCUGUCCAGCAAGCCUUGGCCAGCCACUAUGUUGGCAACUGGGGUGGGCAGCAAACUCAGAGAAUCUUUCCCCCUGAAUUCUAGAGAUGUCCAGUUGACAAUGCACGCCCAGUAAAUGGAGUUAAAUGGAAAGAUGGCAAGAAACCUACCUAGUGGUCAACUUGUGUGCAAUGUAUCAAAGGUGUACAAGUGAUUUUGCUCUCGAGAGAAGUGAGAUGGGCUUUGAGAACCGGGAAAUUCAGAGAGAAAGAUGAUGUGUGAUGUGAGUGUAUAUAUUUUUUUCUGCCAUCUGCCUUAGUCCCAGCCUCAUGUAAAUAGCUGUUGUUUCUCUUUUGUUUUUUGCUUAUGUACCACAAAUCUGUUGGUUUAAUUUGUAUUUGGUUUCACUUUUGCUCAGUCUUUCGUUUUUGUGUGUGUGUGUGUGUGUUUUGUUUUCUUCUCUCUCUUUUGUUUUGACUCCGCUGCUCCCAUGUUAACCUGUGUGGGCAGAAAAAGCAGGAAACGAAAAUAAAACCGCCAAGCAUAUACCGCGCCCAACAAGCACAGCAAUCGGCCUUCAGAACCCUCCACAAUAACUCACAAGGGAAUCGGCCUAUGUGUUUAUUUAUUGUGUGAACUCCGAGUAAACUGGAAUGUAUAGCUGCUAUAUGUAAGGAGAAUUGAAAGGUGCUAUACGGAAUUGAUUAACACACAGGGGUCGACCUUGGUGCAUUUCUCACAUGCUUUGGCUGCUUAGUUCAGGGGAGUGCCAUCUUAGGCUCUGGAGGGGCCAGCCAUUAGAGACACUUCUGCAUUUGUUUAUGGGAUCGUUGGUGGCCUCUGGUCGGAUGCAAAGCCUUGUUGGGUGGUCAGUUGGGGAGAGCUGUCCAGCUGUCUGACGUUAGCAGAGGCUAUAUAUGUAGUAUGGACACACCCACACACACACGUGUUUAUAACUCUAUUAGUGACAGAGGUGAAUCCAGUGAUUCAGUGAACAAUUCGAUGAACAGAUAAUAGACAUAUCCCAUUACUCUGCAUCUGGGUGUGUUUAGCGUCUUUGGAAUGGCAUAGUGUGAGCCAAUCAAGAGUCUGUCUAAAGGUCACCUUGUGUCUGAUUGGGUUUGCCCACGUGCAUUACAGGGCACGGCCCUACCAUGCUGCACAGACAGAUGGAACAGGCCUCUUAUUAAAGGUGUGGCUACAAAAUAGGACAAGCUAAUGCUUUAUCAUUGCCCCUGCAGGAUCUCUACUACACUACUUGCCAUUGUGAAACAAAUGUUUUUGUUUUGUUUUGUUUCAUUUGUUUUUGCUGUUGAAUUAUAAACACACUACUGUAACAAACGAACUGCAGAAUUGUGCCAGGAAAGGAGUGAAUUGAUGGACUGGAAAUGGGACAAAUAUGGUAAAAUGUAGAGAAUGUCUAAUAAUGUCAGUGUGGAAAGGACUUUUUUGUCAGUAUUUGAAAUAAAAUUUUACAUGAA
Molecule: messenger RNA, 4739 nt
Organism: Alosa sapidissima (American shad)
Lineage: Eukaryota; Metazoa; Chordata; Actinopteri; Clupeiformes; Clupeidae
Product: alpha-endosulfine-like
Exons: 3
Coding region: 123-476 (117 amino acids)
Cellular component (GO): cytoplasm
Molecular function (GO): protein phosphatase inhibitor activity
Source: RefSeq, a predicted model, not a curated record